AACAACAACGCCGGCGUCCACAUGGUCACCGUCACGGAGGAGACUGUCGUUACCGCCACCCAGUGGGUCACCGUCUACGCCCGCGAUGCGCCCGCUCCGACCGGCGCCGCCGAGAACAAUGAACGUCGUGGUGAGGCUGGCGCGAGACACGGUCAUGGUCAUGCGCUCGCGCACAUCAAGCGUGCUGCCGCCGCGAAGGCUUAGAUAGUCAUUUGAUAUGAACAAGGGACAGGAUGCGUGUUGUGGAAUGUGACUCAGCUGUGCUGACCCUCAUCGCUUCACGACAAGGGAAAAGGAUGGAUGAAAGGACCGGCAUCGUCCUUUUUCGGCUUUUUUUGUACUUUCGCUGCACUUCUUUUUUUUCUUUUCGCUUUUCUCUCUCGCUCGCUCUCACGGUCGUUUUCAAACCUUUGUAUGACAUUUCACGAGAACUACGGAAUAUGGGAAAUGGAAUUUUCCACAGAAGGGAAGAUUUUGGGGGAAAACGGUACGGCGCAAUACAUACCUCCCAUCGUCAUCAUCGUCAUCGAUGUUUCCGUGUUUCACCGUCGUCGUGUCGAUGAUGGUUUGGCGGGAGGCAGGGGCAAAGAAGGGAUCUGAUUUUUUUCUUCCCUCUCCAAAUGAUUCACUUUUU
Dissoconium aciculare CBS 342.82 is the source of this 634-nucleotide messenger RNA. RefSeq lists its product as uncharacterized. The coding region runs from base 234 to 563 and encodes 109 amino acids. The transcript has a single exon. NCBI's taxonomy places the organism in Eukaryota, Fungi, Ascomycota, Dothideomycetes, Mycosphaerellales, Dissoconiaceae. The record is from RefSeq and is a predicted model, not a curated record.